Clupea harengus (Atlantic herring) is the source of this 3970-nucleotide messenger RNA. RefSeq names its product protocadherin beta-16-like. NCBI's taxonomy places the organism in Eukaryota, Metazoa, Chordata, Actinopteri, Clupeiformes, Clupeidae. Gene Ontology annotation, biological process: homophilic cell-cell adhesion. Bases 1331 to 3745 code for a protein of 804 amino acids. Gene Ontology annotation, molecular function: calcium ion binding. The transcript has a single exon. Gene Ontology annotation, cellular component: plasma membrane. The record is from RefSeq and is a predicted model, not a curated record.
CCACCAGACGAUUCCCUCUUCUUAUUUAUAUUUGUGCGUGGAAAUAGUUGUCACCUGUAUCUGCCAUAGACACAUUGAAACAUGAGGGGUAAAAUACUUAAUGGCCCUGUUAAGAUGUAAUCUUUUUUUAGGUUUUUAUACAAGCUUCAUGUGCUGUCUUCAUGUAAUGAAUUUGUAUACAGGGUUCACGGGCUGUCUGAUAUAUGAUGAAUGUGGAUUAGGGUCUGGAGGUGGUUGAUGUAUUUAAUGUCGCAUAGGCAUUUAUAGCCUAUUUUACAGUGGUUUCAUUCUGAACUGUUUUGGAGUUUCUCUUCUUCUUUUAAUGCAAUUUCUUUUAAAUGUAUUUUUGUAUUGGCUUUGAAAUGAUUUGGGGGACUAACCAUAGCAUUAUAGUGUAAAUGUAGGCCUCCAGCUUCUUCACAACGAAAUAUAUCACUUAUAACAUCUGCACCAUCAGCAAGUUCUUUUUGUGUUUGGUAGCCCUUUCGUGUUUUAUUUCCAGGUUUUAAAAUCAAAUUAAUUGUGGCCAGCUGGCUGGUAUAUUACGCGCUAUUAUAUUAUGCGAGGUGCGCAUUUAUUAUUAUGACUGGUGGGUAUUUGGCACAGAGGGCGCGUUAGUGCUGUGCGUGCGUUCGGGUACGGAACCGCACGGAGCUGUGAGUGAUGAUGGCAGGGAGCGCCAUUAACUGCAUACUUGUAAUUAAUUAAGUAUAGUUCUGGCCUUCGCGCAUGCGUGUCUUUGAGCGAACUUAUGUCUUUAGUUGAUGCUUGGUGAGCGGUUUGUCAUGGCACGGAGCAAUGGCGCACAUGACUUCAACAAGACGCUGAAUGGAACUGUGUAUAAUGAUGGCACUGAGCAUGUUUGCAAUGCAUUUAUCUCUUGCCUUAGGAAAUAUAGACGAUAUAUCUUGCAUUUUAGAUGCAUGUGAUGUAGAGAGUUCUGCCUUCUGUGUGAACAAAUACCACAAUUCAUUUAACAUUUUCGUUGGGAACUUACUGUUUACAAAUAGAUAUCAGUUGAAGAAGUAAUAUAAAUGUAAUGCCAUUUUAAAAUGUCACAUGAUAGCCCAUUAAGUACUUCUGCUUUGGAACUCCAAGUGUCGCUGUUCACCAUCAUAAAAUGAUUGGCAUCUCCACCCCUUCGUUGUCUACCCAAACCUGGUGUCUCACGGCUGCAUUUACGUGAUAGAGAAAGAAAGGACUCGUUCAAUACAAACCACAUACACUUUAGAAUUGUCUGUUGGUGCCAUCCACAUGUGGACCUACAUUUGUACUCAGCCUGGUCUCGAUUUUUGAGUAUCCACCGGUUCUGUUUGGACCCUACCAGAAAAUGGAUCACAAAGGAUUUGCGUUUGUUUUUGCACUAUUUUUCCUAGCAUCGAGCUCAUAUGGAGACGUCAGCUACUCUUUUCCGGAGGAGAUGAAAGCUGGAUUUGUAAUUGGAAAUAUAGCCAAGGAUCUAGGACUGGAUGCUAACCGGUUUUCUGCUCGUAAGGCGCGUAUUGACACCGAAGGUAAAGGACGUCAUUGCGACAUAAAUAUGAGAACUGGAGACUUGACUGUGAAUGAUAGAAUCGAUCGAGAGGAGCUGUGUUCUGAGAAGAUAACGUGUCAACUUAAAUAUGAAUUGAUGCUUGAGAGUCCAUUAGAACUUCACAGAAUUGCACUUCAAAUUCAAGAUGUAAAUGACAACGUCCCCGUUUUCCCCAAAGAUAUAAUUAAAUUGGAAAUACGCGAAUCUGCAGAUAAAGGAUCUCGCUAUCGCGUGAAUGAGGCGCAUGAUGCAGAUGUCGGGCAAAACGCAGUCCAAACCUACACCUUACAGAGAAACGAACAUUUCAUUAUAGCUGUUUCCAACAAUGCAGACGGGGGUAAAAAUGUUGAACUAGUGUUAGACAAAGAGCUGGAUCGUGAGAAAGAGGGGGAGGUACAAUUAUUUCUCACCGCGGCAGACGGGGGGUCUCCACCCAGAUCAGGCUCUGUAGAAAUACACGUUACGGUGUUAGAUGCGAAUGACAAUGCUCCGCUUUUUAGUCAGUCCGUAUAUAGAGUCAGUCUACCAGAGAACUCUCCUUUGGACACAUUAGUUGUUAAAGUGAGCGCUACCGACGCAGAUGAAGGACCCAAUGGAGACGUGACCUAUGAAUUUAGCCGUAUAUCUAAUAAGGCAAGAAAAGCUUUUUCAUUAGACCCGACCACUGGCAAAAUUAAGGUUAUAGGACCAAUUGACUUUGAAGAAGAGACACAAUAUGAACUACGCGUCGAAGCCAAAGACGGAUUUGGGCUCUCCACAGCCAGCAAAGUCAUUAUAGAGAUAUCAGAUGUGAAUGACAAUGCCCCCGUGAUUCUUCUAAAAAGUUUAAGUAAUCCAGUCUCCGAGAGUACACCUCCUGGGACUGAGGUGGGCAUCAUAAACGUGCAGGAUAGGGACUCUGAGAAGAAUAGGCAGGUUCGCUGCUCAAUACAGCACGACGUUCCGUUUAAACUAGUGCCAUCCAUGAAAAACUAUUAUUCUCUGGUGACGACAAAUGAGCUGGACCGAGAAACUGUGUCGGCUUACAAUAUUACAAUAACUGCUGAUGACGAAGGCACUCCACCCUUGUCCUCAUUUAAAAAUGUGCAGUUAUCUGUAGCCGAUGUCAACGACAAUCCACCAAAGUUUGAGCAGCAGUCUUAUAGUGCUCACGUGAUGGAAAAUAAUAAGCCUGGUUCCUCGUUGUGUUCAGUUUCAGCGAGGGACCCCGACUGGAGGCAGAAUGGCACAGUAAUGUAUUCACUUUCAUCUAGUGAGGUCAAUGGCUUUCCGGUGUCCUCGUUAUUAUCCAUAAAUGGAGACACGGGCGUCAUUCAUGCCGUAAGGUCUUUUGAUUAUGAGCAGUUCCGAAGUUUUAAAGUUCACGUAGUAGCACGAGACAACGGCUCUCCCCCUCUAAGCAGCAACAUAACCGUCAGUAUUUUCAUAUCAGAUAAGAACGACAACUUUCCGCAGAUAUUAUAUCCAGCCCCCGAUGGAAACUCCUUUAUGACUGAGAUGGUGCCCAAAGCUGUUCAGGCAAACUCUUUAGUCUCCAAAGUGAUCGCAGUGGACGCGGAUUCUGGGCAGAACGCAUGGCUUUCGUAUCACAUUGUGAAGUCCACCGACCCUGGACUGUUCGCCAUCAGUCUUCAUAGUGGAGAGAUCAAGACGCUGAGAGAUAUUUCUGAAUCUGAUGCCAUGAAACAGACUCUUGUGGUUUCAGUGAAAGAUAACGGACAGCCUUCCCACUCUGCGACGUGCACUGUGUAUUUACUUAUUUCAGAUAACUUGGCUGAAGUUCCUGAACUGAAGGACAUGUCAUCUGACGAGAGUGGUUCCAAGCUCACCACUUAUUUAAUCAUUGCGCUUGUGUCCGUGACCACUUUUUUUAUCACGUUUAUCAUUCUUUCUCUAGCAGUGAAGUUUUGUCAUAGGAAAAAGCCCAGGAUAUUAUUUGAUGGCGGUCUGGCUAUCCCCAGCGCGUAUCUGCCUCCAAAUUACGCAGAUGUUGAUGUCACAGGAACUUUACGCAGUGCUUACAAUUAUGACGCGUAUCUGACGACAGGAUCUCGCACUAGCGACUUUAAGUUCGCCAGAUCCUACAAUGAUGGAACUCUGCCGGCAGACAUGACUUUGAAAAAGUCUGUCUCUGUUGAUCAUGACAGCCUGUUUGAUUCCAUCGAUUCGCCACAGGUAAUAUUUUGCUUUUGGUCAUCUAUAAGCUGGUGAUUCUAAAAUGUUGAUAUUCUGCACUCUGAAGUUUUUGUGGGCUUUUCUAGAAACUCAUUUCCAUUUUCACGUGCUUGUAUUAUUGUGUUCGUUAAAUGGCUUGGCUAUUUCAAUUGUAUUUAAUAUAUACUUUAUAGCAAAACAUUUUUGGAAGAAUAUGUGACCAUUACUUUUUAAAUUAGCUGCACUUACAAGGACUAAUAUAUUUUGUGAUGCGGGGUUUGA